CCCCAGCGCCGGGUCUCCCGUGACACCCGAGACCCCCGGCCGACGACAAUGACCACUUCCCUGCAAGAUGGGCAGAGCGCCGCGGGUAGGGCGGCUGCCCGGGACUCGCCGCUGACCGCCCAGGUGUGCGGCGCUGCCCAGGGGAGGGGCGACGCCCGCGACCUGGCGCCUGCCCCCUGGUUGCAAGCGCGGGCGCUCCUGCCCCCUCCGGACGGGACCCGCGGCUGUGCUGCAGACAGGAGAAAAAAGAAAGAUCUUGAUGUUCUGGAAAUGCCAUCUAUUCCAAACCCUUUUCCUGAGCUAUGCUGUUCUCCAUUUACAUCUGUGUUGUCAGCAGGCCUGUUUCCCAAAGCAAAUUCAAGGAAAAAACAGGUAAUUAAAGUAUACAGUGAAGAUGAAACCAGCAGGGCUGUAGAGGUACCCAGUGACAUAACUGCCCGAGAUGUUUGCCAGCUGUUGAUCCUGAAGAAUCAUUACAUUGAUGACCACAGCUGGACCCUUUUUGAGCAUCUGCCUCACAUAGGUCUAGAAAGAACAAUAGAAGACCACGAGCUGGUGAUGGAAGUGCUAUCUAACUGGGGAAUGGAAGAAGAAAAUAAACUAUACUUUAGAAAAAAUUAUGCCAAAUAUGAAUUCUUUAAAAACCCAAUGUAUUUUUUUCCAGAGCAUAUGGUGUCUUUUGCAACUGAAACCAAUGGUGAAAUAUCCCCCACACAGAUUUUGCAGAUGUUUCUGAGUUCAAGCACAUAUCCUGAAAUCCAUGGCUUCUUACAUGCAAAAGAACAGGGAAAGAAGUCCUGGAAAAAGAUUUACUUCCUUCUAAGAAGAUCUGGUUUAUAUUUUUCUACAAAAGGGACAUCAAAGGAACCACGGCAUUUGCAGUUUUUCAGCGAAUUUGGCAAUAGUGAUAUUUAUGUGUCACUGGCCGGCAAAAAAAAACACGGAGCACCGACUAACUAUGGAUUCUGCUUUAAGCCUAACAAAGCGGGAGGGCCCCGAGACCUGAAAAUGCUCUGUGCAGAAGAAGAGCAGAGUAGGACGUGCUGGGUGACCGCGAUUAGAUUGCUUAAGUAUGGCAUGCAGCUGUACCAGAAUUACAUGCAUCCAUAUCAAGGUAGAAGUGGCUGCAGUUCUCAGAGUAUAUCACCCAUGAGAAGUAUAUCAGAGAAUUCUCUAGUAGCAAUGGACUUCUCAGGCCAGAAAAGCAGAGUUAUAGAAAAUCCCACGGAAGCCCUUUCAGUUGCUGUUGAAGAAGGACUCGCUUGGAGGAAAAAAGGAUGCUUACGCCUGGCCACUCAUGGUAGCCCUACUGCCUCUUCCCAGAGCUCUGCCACAAACAUGGCCAUCCACCGGUCGCAGCCGUGGUUUCACCACAAAAUUUCUAGAGAUGAAGCACAGCGAUUGAUUAUUCAGCAAGGACUUGUGGAUGGAGUUUUCUUGGUACGGGAUAGUCAGAGUAACCCCAAAACUUUCGUACUGUCAAUGAGUCAUGGACAGAAAAUAAAGCAUUUUCAAAUUAUACCAGUGGAAGACGAUGGUGAAUUGUUCCACACUCUGGAUGAUGGCCACACGAGAUUUACAGACCUAAUCCAGCUGGUGGAGUUCUAUCAACUCAAUAAGGGCGUUCUUCCUUGCAAGUUGAAACAUUAUUGUGCUAGGAUUGCUCUUUAGCCAAACCAGAAGUGACUUGUUAAACUGUUGAAGAAAAAGGACUCACGACACAAAAAAAUAAAAAUAAAAGAGAAAGAAAGAAAGAAAGAAAGAAAGAAAGAAA
Lynx canadensis (Canada lynx) is the source of this 1774-nucleotide messenger RNA. RefSeq names its product growth factor receptor bound protein 14 (gene GRB14). Gene Ontology annotation, biological process: negative regulation of insulin receptor signaling pathway; insulin receptor signaling pathway. NCBI's taxonomy places the organism in Eukaryota, Metazoa, Chordata, Mammalia, Carnivora, Felidae. Gene Ontology annotation, cellular component: plasma membrane; cytoplasm. The record is from RefSeq and is a predicted model, not a curated record. The coding region runs from base 49 to 1671 and encodes 540 amino acids. The transcript has 14 exons.